GGAGGGAGACAUUCCAACGAGUGUCCAGCCAUCGGUUAUCGACUCCGCGCAGCUUUUAGUCUGUUCUCGGGACGACUGCCGUAUUGCUUCAUCGCCGACCUCGAGCGUUGUGACCGAGCACCUAGCUCGCGACGUCAGAUACCGGCAGAGAGGCGCAGACAGGUGAUUUAUACACCACGACGCUCAGAUCUGCGCCUCAAGGAGCCUACUUCUGUUGACCCACGACCCGACGGCGUUCUCAUCGAUAACCGGUGUCGGUGUCACGAUGGAUUUCUCUGCGAUUUCUGCCCGUUCCGCACCAUCAGUAAGCCGAUAAUCGAGCGGCAUCUCAGUAGAGAGCACUUUCGGGCGACGACCGGAAGGUGGGCAAGCAGUCACGCUUUAAUCGCCUCGUCGCACAUGCCGGUAUCCUUACAAGCCUGGGUUCGUAACCCGCCCCGGUCGCAAUACUGGACUGAUUCACGGGCCGAUGCUGCCACGACGGAAGUCAGGCCUUUUGGACGCGAUGAAGAGCUGCGUCACUUACGCGACGCCCUGGCGCGCGAAGAGGCGUUCCGUCAGCGGAUCAGCCGUGCCCAAGGGGAAGAAGUUACUCUGCCGCCCAGGAGUGGUCUUCCAACAACACAGCAGCGGCAUACACGGAAUUUCGAACCUGGCUGGAGCUGA
This is a messenger RNA of Colletotrichum tamarilloi, 666 nucleotides long. RefSeq lists its product as uncharacterized. The record is from RefSeq and is a predicted model, not a curated record. NCBI's taxonomy places the organism in Eukaryota, Fungi, Ascomycota, Sordariomycetes, Glomerellales, Glomerellaceae. The annotation marks the transcript as partial. The transcript has a single exon.